UAACCUCAUUAACGUAUUAGUUGACAAACACCAAGCCACAGCACCAAGCCAUAAAAUUUAUAAAAGUGUUUUAUUAACAAAAACUGCAGCCCAGCUCAAAGUAUUUAGCGUGCUUAUACUAUGACUUCUCAAGAGCCACCGCGGAAGCGGUACAAACAGUCUGACGAGGAGAAAUCCGAAUCAGACGACGAGUAUGUUCCGUACGUACCAGUGAAAGAACGCAAAAAACAACAACUCUUGAAAAUAGGGCGCCUGGGGCAACUGAAGGAUUCCGACCUGAACAACCAGAGAUCGACCAGCGAAAACGAGCUGGGCGGCGAUGAGGAGGAGGAGGAGAUCUGGGGCAGGAAGAACAACAUUCCCUUGUUGGACCAACACAACGAGCUCCGAAAACUGGCAGAGGCCAAAAAAGUGAGCGCUGCUGAAAGACAAUUGAAAAAGGAGGAGGAAAUUCUGGAAAUCGUUGCCGAGAAAAAGGCCCUGAUGGGCGUAAGCGAGCUGGCCAAAGGAAUUCAGUACAAUGAUCCUAUCAAAACCAGCUGGACACCACCUAGGUACGUUUUGGCUUUUCCUCAAUCCAGACACGAAGCACUCAGGAACAAUCUUAGAAUACUAGUGGAAGGCGCAGCGAUUCCUCCUCCAUUGAAGUCUUUUAAAGAUAUGAAGCUCCAUGAGGGCAUACUGGAAGGGUUGAAGCAAAAACACAUAAACAAACCCACCCCUAUUCAAGUACAAGGCAUUCCAACGGUCUUAUCGGGCAGAGACAUGAUUGGCAUAGCAUUCACUGGAUCUGGCAAGACUUUGGUGUUUGUCCUGCCACUGAUAAUGUUCUGUCUGGAGCAGGAGAUUAAAAUGCCUUUUAUUAAGAACGAGGGCCCAUAUGGAUUAAUUAUUUGCCCCUCGAGAGAACUGGCGAAACAGACUUUUGAUAUUAUUCAAUACUUCUGCUCCCACUUGAAGAAAAAACGACUGCCAGAGAUUCGAAGCUGCCUAUCAAUUGGUGGAGUGCCUGUGAAUGAAGCAAUUGAAAUAAUUCAAAAAGGGGUUCACAUCAUGGUGGCCACUCCUGGAAGAUUAAUGGAUAUGCUGGAAAAGAAAAUAGUCAAACUCUCGGUUUGCCGAUAUUUGUGCAUGGAUGAGGCAGACAGGAUGAUUGAUCUGGGCUUUGAAGAAGACGUAAGAACGAUUUUUUCUUAUUUCAAUGGCCAAAGGCAGACGCUGCUUUUCUCAGCCACUAUGCCCAAGAAAAUCCAGAACUUCGCCAGAUCGGCUUUGGUGAAACCCAUCACAAUAAACGUGGGUAGAGCAGGGGCAGCUUCAAUGAAUGUAACUCAAGAAGUGGAGUAUGUGAAGCAAGAAGCCAAGAUCGUCUAUCUGUUGGAAUGCCUGCAAAAGACUCAACCUCCAGUGCUGAUUUUCGCCGAAAAGAAGCAAGAUGUGGAUGCCAUUCACGAAUAUCUUCUCCUGAAAGGAGUGGAAGCUGUAGCAAUCCAUGGCGGGAAGGACCAAGAAGAACGAUCCAAAUCUGUUGAGGCCUUCCGCAAGCAUGAAAAAGAUGUUCUAGUCGCCACAGAUGUUGCCUCAAAAGGUCUGGAUUUUCCAGAAAUUCAGCAUGUUAUCAACUACGACAUGCCUGAUGAUGUCGAGAACUACGUGCAUCGAAUUGGACGUACCGGACGAUCAGAAAACACCGGUUUAGCAACUACAUUCAUCAACAAGUCCAACGAUGAAAUGGUUCUUCUGGAUUUAAAACACUUGCUGAUCGAAGCCAAGCAAAGAGUCCCGGCCUUUCUAUCCGAAAUCUGCCCCGACAGUGAAAAGUACUUGGAAGUUGGAGAUGAAAGGGGCUGCAGCUAUUGCGGCGGCUUGGGGCACAGAAUCACUGACUGUCCGAAAUUGGAGGCCCAACAAAACAAACAGGCUUCCAACAUCGGCCGCAGGGAUUAUUUAUCUAAUACGGCUGCUGAUUAUUAGUUUAGGUUUAUUAUAUUGUGAUUUUAAGUUGUAAUUAAAUGUUAUUUGUUUUAA
Messenger RNA from Dendroctonus ponderosae (mountain pine beetle), 2028 nucleotides. RefSeq names its product ATP-dependent RNA helicase abstrakt (gene abs). Gene Ontology annotation, cellular component: spliceosomal complex. Bases 121 to 1974 code for a protein of 617 amino acids. Gene Ontology annotation, molecular function: RNA helicase activity; zinc ion binding; ATP binding. Gene Ontology annotation, biological process: mRNA splicing, via spliceosome. The record is from RefSeq and is a predicted model, not a curated record. NCBI's taxonomy places the organism in Eukaryota, Metazoa, Arthropoda, Insecta, Coleoptera, Curculionidae. The transcript has a single exon.